Messenger RNA from Pieris brassicae (large cabbage white), 2749 nucleotides. RefSeq names its product ATP-dependent RNA helicase dbp2-like. The coding region runs from base 170 to 2176 and encodes 668 amino acids. The transcript has 11 exons. Gene Ontology annotation, molecular function: RNA helicase activity; RNA binding; ATP binding. The record is from RefSeq and is a predicted model, not a curated record. NCBI's taxonomy places the organism in Eukaryota, Metazoa, Arthropoda, Insecta, Lepidoptera, Pieridae. Gene Ontology annotation, cellular component: ribonucleoprotein complex; cytoplasm; nucleus.
UACAAAAUAAAUAUGGCGGAGGCAUUUUAGAUUUAUGGACUUAAACUAAUUGUCGGCAAAAAUCACUUUUUAGUGAUUAAGGCUAUACCAAUCUCAAUAAUAUUUAUUACUAAGUGUCUAGUGAAAAAUUGGUUUGAUUUUCAUCAGUUUCAAAUAGUUUUCAGCGAAAAUGUACGACGAUAGACGCGGAGGGCGCGGCGGUGGACGUGGUGGUCCCAGGGGCGGUCGUGGAGGCAGGGGUGGGUCUAGAGGAGGUCGUUCUAGUGAUCGGUCUCAAGACAGGGGAAACAGAUUCGGCGGCAGCCGUGGGGGACGAGAUGGUGGUAGGGGAGGCAGUCGAGGAUUCGGUGGACGCGAUCGAGGUGGCCGAGACGGCAGGGAUGAUUUCCGCAGCAAUUUCAAGAACGAACAACCAGGUGGAGCGCUUCGUAAAAUUCGCUGGGAUACAAUAACGCUUACUCCAUUUCAAAAGAAUUUCUACAAUCCUCACCCCAAUGUUCAAAUGCGCUCAAUGGCGGAAGUGGAAGCUUAUAGAAGCCAGCACCAGAUUACAGUUAAAGGUCGUGAUGUUCCUCCACCAAGUGUAUAUUUUGAAGAGGGUGGCUUCCCUGAUUAUGCAAUGAAAGAGAUUCUAAAGCAAGGCUUUCCACAUCCUACACCAAUUCAAGCUCAAGGUUGGCCAAUUGCUUUGUCUGGAAGAGACAUGGUUGGCAUUGCACAGACGGGUUCAGGAAAGACUCUUGCAUACAUUUUACCAGCUAUUGUCCACAUUAUUAACCAGCCAAGAUUACUAAGGGAUGAGGGACCAAUUGUUCUAGUCCUAGCUCCUACUAGGGAGCUUGCGCAGCAAAUUCAACAGGCUUUGGUAUCCAUGAAUGGGGACACAGUUGACCGAGACAGAAUGCCAGGCCCCAUGGACGUUGUGGCAACAGAUUUUGGUCAAAAUGUUCAAGUGCGCAAUACCUGUAUAUUUGGUGGAGCUCCAAAGGGGCCUCAGGGCAGAAUGUUGGAACGGGGAGUUGAGAUUGUCAUUGCAACACCAGGAAGACUUAUUGAUUUCUUGGAGAAAAAUACAACAAAUCUACAUCGCUGUACCUAUCUGGUGUUGGAUGAAGCAGAUAGGAUGUUGGACAUGGGUUUUGAGCCUCAGAUAAGAAAGAUCAUUGAGCAAAUACGGCCUGACAGACAGGUUCUGAUGUGGUCCGCAACAUGGCCUAAAGAGGUUCAAAACUUAGCUGAAGAAUUCCUCGUAGAUUACAUACAGAUCAAUAUUGGUUCACUUUCUUUAUCCGCUAACCACAACAUUCUACAAAUCGUCGAUGUCUGUGAGGAAUGGGAGAAAAAUGAUAAACUGCUUACACUACUUAAUGAGAUUUCAUCAGAAGAGGAGACCAAAACCAUCAUAUUUGCAGAAACAAAGAGAAAGGUUGACGACAUAACAAAAACCAUCAACCGGGCGGGUUGGCACGCGCUCGCCAUUCACGGCGAUAAAAACCAACAGGACAGGGAUUACGUUUUAGGACAAUUCAGGCAAAACCCGGGUGCGAUAUUAGUCGCUACCGAUGUAGCGGCUAGAGGACUUGACGUCGAGGAUGUGAAGUUCGUGAUAAACUACGACUAUCCAAACAAUUCUGAGGACUACGUGCACAGAAUCGGACGUACGGGACGCUCGCACAACACCGGAACAGCGUACACGCUCUUCACGCCUAAUAAUUCCGCCAAGGCGAAGGACCUAAUGUCAGUGUUGUCAGAAGCAAAUCAAGUGGUAAACCCUAGAUUGAUGGAACUGGCGCAGUGCGGCACAGGUUUCAAAGGAAAGGGAUUCAGUCGUGGCGGCAGUCGGUACCGUGACCGUGAUAGUGACUCUGGGCGCGGUCGCGGCAGAGGAAGGGACGGAGGCAGGGGGAGCAGGGGAGGUAGACCGGAGACCAGAGGCUCAAGAUGGGACAAUAACGACUCGAAUGGCCAAUCCGGCUUCAACAGGGAAGACGGUUUUCAGCGCCAGAGUUUUGGACGUGACCAGAGCCGUGAGUCAUUCCGCGGGCGUGGCAGGGGGCGCGGUCGCGGAGGGUUCGGUCAGGGCUUCGACCAGGGACAGCAGGGCUUCCCCGAUCAGACGCAAGGAUACCAGCCGAGUAGCUAUUAUAAUAUGUAUGGGCAGCAGCAGGCUCAAUAGAUACGAAGAGAGAUGUUUAAAAAAUUGCCAAACGAAGUCCCAAACGGUGAGGACAUAUUGGUUUCAUUUAUAAAUUGACUAUGAAUAUGGAGAAAGGUACCAGCUGGUGUGUUCUCCAAAAUGGAUCCAAUUCAAGGAAUAUCUAUCCCUUAUCCACUCUAGGCUCGGCCUAUAAUAUAAUGCAAUGUAAAAAGAUUUAAAUGAUAACAAUGUCUCUAUUAAAUAUACAUGUGAUGUACGGGAUCUGUAUUGAUGCCAAAAUAUUGAUCAUUUCGUAGAUGUGUAAGUUGGACUUUUAUGAAGAGAUAGCAAUACCCAAGCUGGCGAAUAUUAUUUCUUGUGUAUCACAUUAGUGACAGCGUUCAAAACUCGAUUGUUUCUUUAGAUUCAUAGUAGAAUAUGGGCCUAGUGUAGUUUUAUUUAGCACUCGUUUAUGAAGGAAUUUAACUUUUUUUUAACAUAGGGUUAAUUAGCUACUGUAGAUGUCAAUUUUGAAUUCUCACAUUAACCGUGUAAUAGACAUUCCUGCUGACUCAGUAUUGAUAAUGUGCAAUUAUAUUAAUUAUACCGUAA